UAAGUGACCAAGAAGCAACAUGUCUGGCCGCGGCAAAGGAGGUAAAGGUCUGGGAAAAGGAGGCGCUAAGCGUCACCGCAAAGUUCUCCGCGACAACAUCCAGGGCAUCACCAAGCCCGCAAUCCGCCGCCUGGCUCGCCGCGGCGGAGUAAAACGCAUCUCCGGCCUCAUCUACGAGGAGACCCGCGGGGUGCUCAAGGUUUUCCUGGAGAACGUCAUCCGCGACGCCGUCACUUACACCGAGCACGCCAAGAGGAAGACCGUCACUGCCAUGGAUGUGGUCUACGCUCUGAAGCGGCAGGGCCGCACUCUGUAUGGCUUCGGAGGCUGAACCCACACCAACCACAAUAAUAAC
This is a messenger RNA of Myripristis murdjan (pinecone soldierfish), 355 nucleotides long. RefSeq names its product histone H4. The record is from RefSeq and is a predicted model, not a curated record. The transcript has a single exon. Gene Ontology annotation, molecular function: protein heterodimerization activity; structural constituent of chromatin; DNA binding. Lineage: Eukaryota; Metazoa; Chordata; Actinopteri; Holocentriformes; Holocentridae. Gene Ontology annotation, cellular component: nucleosome. Bases 20 to 331 code for a protein of 103 amino acids.